AUGUCGGAUCAUGCAUCAUCCGGAGAUACAUCGGGCUCAACUGAAUUUAAAGCUGGUCGUCCUCCAGCAAUAAAAGUUGGUGGCAUGCGUGUUGGUGCAUCACGUCCUCGACAAACAUCGCAAGGCGAUGAUAAAGACAAAAAUUUUACUACUGAAGAUGCUUCAGGAGAUAGUACAAUUGCUGAUGACAAAGAGAGAUCAUCUGAGAAUGAUAAUCGAAGAAAUCAUGAUGAUAUUGAUGAUGAACAAGGAUCAGGAGCGUUAUCUAAUCGUGUAGCUGGUCAGAUGGUAUCUGGAACAUUUGUACCUGUUCAAAAAGCUUUUCCAACUGAAGCCGUCAAACAUAUACAUGAUCGACAUGGUACACAUCCAAAAAAUGAACAUCAUGCUUAUUCAAAACAUGAUGAUCAACGUUUUAUAAAUCAACCACGAAAACAAUAA
Messenger RNA from Rotaria sp. Silwood1, 441 nucleotides. The record is from the annotation of a GenBank genome assembly. Lineage: Eukaryota; Metazoa; Rotifera; Eurotatoria; Philodinida; Philodinidae.